UCCUCCCCUGGGUUGGCCCCUGUCCAUUGCAUAAGGGAGAGUCUGAGAGAGAGAGAGAGUCUCUUGAAUAUCCACAAACAAACACAUACACAUAUACACAAUUGUUCAAUAUAAAUGUUGUAUAUUGAGCAUCAACGAAUGAGGUAUAAAUACAAAGAGAAUAAGAAAAUAUAUACAACAAUAAUGCACUAAUACAAAGUCACCUGUUCUCCUUGGAAGUUGCUUCGUGGCCUUCUCCGAGUUUUGUCUCGGUCGUCUACGUAUAUUUCAAUCAGGGGGUUGAGAAAAUAGAGGGAGGAAGGGGUUAUGGUCAAUAAACGCGACCACGUCACACACUAAAAGCCUAGCCUAUCGGCUCGACCCCACAAUCUUUCUUCCUCCCUCCCUCCCCCCCAAACCCCCUUAUUUCUUCUUCAUCAUCACCCCCCUCAUCAACAACUAGUCUCUUUCUUUCUCUCUCUAAUGCUGUCUUUCUCUCUCCCCCCCUUUUAUUUGCCCCCAUAUAUACACCAAAGAGUCGUCUUACAUGCACGCGCACCCGAUAUCGUUAUUUCCACCGACCCAAUAAAUUUUUUGCUCGUCCAGCAUCAUCAUCAAAGACAAGUACACACUCUCUAUUUAUCAUUAAUAAUCAUUAAACAACAACCGGUGUUUUGUUUAAUUUUUUUUUAUACAAUUUAUUAUUUUUAUUAUAUUUACCUUGAUUUAUUUAUUAUAAACAAAGUGCACGUGAAAAUGGAAAUAUAUUACUCCAGCUUGAUGACUUAAAAAUGUUGAUCGAUAUUAUGGGCUUGUGAUGAUAUAGAGUGACCGUUGGUCAACAUUAAAACUGGUUCAUCAAAUGCCAAAUGUAAUAAUGGAAAAUUGGAGUUAAACAACAAGAACUUUGAUCCAACAAGUUCAUUAAAAAAUCAACAAAAAUUUUUUAAUAAAGAGAUAAAAUCAAAAGAAAAAAAAAAAACAAACUACUAUGUUUGUUUUAAAUUAAAUAAAAAUAUUAAUUAUCAACCAGUUAAUCAAAUAUCCAGUAAAGAAGAAGAAGAAGAAGAAGAAAAAUAAAUAGAUAAUAUUAAAUUAAAUGCAAGAUUACCAGAAGGACAUAUUGAUGUCAGAAACAGCUGAAGAAAGAGCAAUAAGAUUAUAUACUGCUGCUGAAAGAAUGAAAAAUGUACGUGCAAAAGAAACUGAAGAACAAGCUGCAAUGAGAAGAAUGCAAGAGGCACAAAGAAUGGCAAGACAUAGAGCUAAAAAAAAGCGUUGUCUUGAUGAAAAUUUAGCACGUGAAAUAUCAAAAAUUGCUGAAUUAACUAAAAUGCCUGAUCCAACAACAAUAGCACAAAUGUCAGAAAUGAAUAUGAAUAAAAUAUCAGCUGAAUUAAAACAAAUGAUGGAACGUGGUAAAGUACCAGAACAUAUUGUACAAAUGGCACAACUUGCUGAAUUUAGUAAAAUGACUGAACUUAAUAAAAUGUCACAAGACAUGGCUAAAAGAUAUGAAAUGGCUGAGUAUGCUAAAAAUACUGAAUACAUGAAAAUGCAAGAAAUUCAUAAAAUGACUGAAUUUGCUAAAAUGAAUGAAAUGGUUAAAUUAUCAGAAAUGGCAAAAUAUAAUGAUUUAAAUAAAAUGAAUGAAAUGAUGAAAAUGUCACAAAUGGUUAAAAUGAAUGAAGUACAAAGACUCAAUGAAAUUGCUAAAUUAAAUGAAAUGGUUAAAAUGACAGAAAUGGCAAAAUAUAGUUCUGAUUUAUCAAAAUUUAGUGAAAUUGCACAAAUUAAUGAAAUGGCUAAAGAAAUUGCUAAAAUGAAUGAAAAAACAAAAAUUAAUGAAAUGAUUAAAAUGGCUAAUAUGCAAAAUGAUAUAACUAAAAUGCCUGAAUAUUCAAAAAUGGCUGAAAUGGCUAAAUUAACUGAGCUUGCUAAAUUAAAUGAAAUAACAAUUACUAAAUUGAAUGAUCCACCUUCAUCACAACAGCAGCAACAACAACAUCAUCAAUCACAUCAUCAACAAUCACACCAGCAACAUCAACAACAACAACAACAACAUCAUCAUCAUCAGCAACAACAACAACAGCAUCACCAUCAACAACAACAACAACAACAACGUGAACGUCACGAACUUGAACGUGAACAACAACGACAACAUCAUCAUCAUCAACAGCAACAACAACAGCAGCAGCAGCAGCAACAACAACACCAACAACAUCAACAGCAGCAACAACAACAACAGCAACAAAAAAUGCAAGAAAUAUCAAGAAUUCCUGAGCCAGUUAUCACUGUGCCAAAUCCAAGAAAUUUACAAAAUGUUCAAACAGUUCAGGCAGCUCAAGCAAGUCCCUCAAAUACUAUAAACUUUCCUUCAGUACCAGGUCAAGGUAAAUACGCUCAAUUGCUUGUUAUUAUUGAAGAACUUGGACGAGAUAUUCGUUUGUCUUAUGCUGGUAGUCGAUCAGCUGCUGAACGACUUAAAAUGGGUAUUCAACAUGCAAGAAUUCUUGUGAGGGAGUGUCUUCUUGAAACUGAACACAAUGCACGACAAUGAUCUGUCAGUCUUUAGCCACAAUAGUCUAUUAUUAUUAUUAUUUUUCAUAUUUUACAAAAAAAAAAAUACAAAAUAUGAUAAUGAAAAUAAAAUUAAAACAAAAAAAAAAAAAAAAGAGUCUCAUUCCUGAGUGGAUUUUUCAAAUCAAUCUCGAGAAAAUUUAUAUUUAAGUAUCCUCGAUUUUGUGGAGGAUGUUAAUCAAAUAUUUUUUAUUAUUUUUGGAGUAUUGUUAUGUUUAAAAAAAAAAAUUUUUUUUUUGGCAUUUAUUUAUAAUAAGAAACACAAGUUUCAUGUACUACUGUAUAAUGUACUAGAUGAAUGAUUCUGAAGUUAAAAAAAAAAAAGUGUCUUGG
Molecule: messenger RNA, 2892 nt
Organism: Aphidius gifuensis
Lineage: Eukaryota; Metazoa; Arthropoda; Insecta; Hymenoptera; Braconidae
Product: mediator of RNA polymerase II transcription subunit 15-like
Exons: 3
Coding region: 1079-2539 (486 amino acids)
Cellular component (GO): cytoplasm; nucleus
Source: RefSeq, a predicted model, not a curated record